This is a messenger RNA of Oryzias melastigma (Indian medaka), 1951 nucleotides long. RefSeq names its product basic helix-loop-helix family, member a9 (gene bhlha9). Gene Ontology annotation, molecular function: DNA-binding transcription factor activity, RNA polymerase II-specific; protein dimerization activity; RNA polymerase II transcription regulatory region sequence-specific DNA binding. Bases 239 to 1099 code for a protein of 286 amino acids. Gene Ontology annotation, biological process: regulation of transcription by RNA polymerase II; developmental process. The transcript has a single exon. The record is from RefSeq and is a predicted model, not a curated record. NCBI's taxonomy places the organism in Eukaryota, Metazoa, Chordata, Actinopteri, Beloniformes, Adrianichthyidae.
AGUGCCAUUUGCCUGCAGGCCCCCCAUAAACUUUGGAUAGGGAGAGAGAGUGUACCAUUCCUUACAGGUGACUGUACCAUGUGACUUCACAGUCUUUAAAAAGCUGGCCAGCCUGUCUCAUUCAGGUACAUGUAACCACAGGGCACCUGGAGAGUCAGAGGGAGAUACCGGCAGCCCCGCUGAACGAUCCAGAGACUUCACAUUUCACUCGUUGUGCAGAGGGUGAACAGCUGACACGAUGAGCUGCAGCAGCGUCGAAGGUUCUGAAUUCUCUGAAGAAGAGUUGGAGCUUGCCAUGAUGGCACCUGGUGAUGAUGAAGGCGCAUCCAAGCAGUCUUUUCACGACAGUGAGAGCUCAUCCAGCAGCCCCGGAGAUCCGGAGGAGGGCCAGACCAAGAAGCGCAACCGGCCUGUUCGCUCCAAAGCUCGAAGAAUGGCUGCUAACGUCCGCGAGAGGAAACGCAUAAUGGACUACAACCAAGCCUUCAACGCUCUCCGGGUGGCUUUGAACCACGACCUCAGCGGCAAGCGGCUCUCUAAGAUCGCCACUCUCCAAAGGGCCAUCAACCGCAUCACUGCUCUCUCUGUGUUCCUGAGCUCGAACCCCCCCAACAAGCCCUGCAGCCACCGGGAGUGCAACCGGUCCUCUGUGGGGGGAGCCGCAAUGGGAGGAUCGCGACUUGAACAGAACAGAGCAGCAGUUCCUCGCCUGGAGCACCAGAACUACGCAUCCUGGCAUCCAGCCAUUUCUCAGCAGAUGCAGCCGCAGUCUCACCUGCACCGGCUUUCUACUGACCCACAUGUCUACAGUACCAGGUCAUCGUGCCCCCCCUCGCCCCACUACCCCUGUUACCCCACUGAGGGGCAGCUUUACGCCUCACAUGGACACUGCAGCAGCCCCCACAACCACCCGUCCAGUCCGCUCAGGUACCCUCAGAUGGGCGAAGCUUUAGGGUACCAGCCCGGCACGUGGGCGUCGUGCACUCAGACGUACAUGGACACCUUUGUGGAGCCGUCCUCCACUCUCGGGCUCCCGUGGCAGGUGAGCUGCGUGCAGGAGCCGGAGCACAGCUUCCCUCUAUGCUCUGAUAUACUGUGACUUGAUGGACCCUUAACCAGCCGUGAACCUCACUUUAGAACUGAAGUGUUUCUGCAGAGGUGCUGCAGACUGCUUCAUGUUGGAAUCUGGAUAUGAAAAAAAAAUGUUCUUCUGUGAUCAAACCUUUUGCAGAAUUGUGUUAUCUUUAAAACAUCGACUCGUCCCCUGCAGAGGUCGAAUGCAGGAUGUUGACAAACACAAGAGCAAUGACAUGAAGUGCAUUUUAAGAGCGUUUGACUGAGAAUUUGAUGCUACAUUUCUUGUUGUAUUUAUUCUGUUUAUACGUCGUUAAAAAAUGCUGAAUGUCUUCAGGUAAAAAUGCAUUAAAUGUUACAGUUUACGAUUCUUUGUCAUGCCUUCUUUCUAUAAACAUGCUCUCAUAAUCUUGCUCACAUGCAAACUUUGAAUAAGUGCACGCAUGCCCCGGGGGGCGUGUACGCCUCUCUGUGUGUGUGUGUGUUUGAUUAUAGCCUGAGGAUGUUAGUCUCCUACAUUUUGAGUGUGAAAUGACACAAGUCCUUCAAUUAGUUGAAAAAAAUGUCCACACAAGUUCAUUCUUGUCAAUUCUGUGUGGAGAAGUCGAGGUUUUGUUUUCACACAAUGUGGAGAACAAACACAACUCUGAGAACAAACGCAGAACAAAAAAAAAAAACAACACUUUUUUCUUUGCAGAAACUCUAUGCAACUGAUGAGAAGUGGGCUUCAGCCGUCCUGUUAGCUUUUCCCUCCCAGCUGAGCGUGGAAGACAGCCUUAAUAUUAGAGUACAGGACAGAAGCCACCGACAGAUUUAUGCGGGUUCAGGAAGUGCGCCUCGUCAUCAGCACAGUGAAAUCCCCGUUUGGCCUGCUCUG